Messenger RNA from Linum trigynum, 324 nucleotides. NCBI's taxonomy places the organism in Eukaryota, Viridiplantae, Streptophyta, Magnoliopsida, Malpighiales, Linaceae. The record is from the annotation of a GenBank genome assembly.
AUGCCCAUCAUCAUCGCCUCCCUCUGCCGGCGAGGCCACGUCGGGCCUCUCCUCGUAAAUAAAGAAUCGCUUCAUAAUGCUGCCUUGGCCGUCGCCCGCCUUAUGGGUGCUCUUCAUGGCCCAGCUUCCCCUGCCGACGCCGCGGUGGAAUCGGGUCGGUCCCCGGAGCUUGAGCCUGGCGAAAGCGCAGAACCAGUGACCCACCACGGUCUUGUCGAACAUCUCCCACGGGUUCAGGUCGCCGUACACGUCGAUUUCCGGCAGAAGCUGGCUCGGCGGGCAGCCCGGGUGGUUCCUCCGUGGCGCGUCCUGAGCUGGAGGUAG